Molecule: messenger RNA, 2362 nt
Organism: Pteronotus mesoamericanus
Lineage: Eukaryota; Metazoa; Chordata; Mammalia; Chiroptera; Mormoopidae
Gene: MREG
Product: melanoregulin
Exons: 5
Coding region: 218-862 (214 amino acids)
Biological process (GO): melanosome transport; melanocyte differentiation
Cellular component (GO): melanosome
Source: RefSeq, a predicted model, not a curated record
GAAAGCGCACAGCCCUGCAGAGCCUGGGCCGUGGAGGCGCCCCUAGCCUCGCCCGCGUGUCCGGCCGCGGCGUGAUGCGCACGGACCGGUCUGCGAAGCCCGGCCCGCGACUGUCCCCGCACCUGGAUGCCGGCCCCGUGGCCGCGCCCCUGCCGCGCUCACUCGCCCCCGCGGCUUUCUCGGAGUCGGCCGGCGCCGGCGGGGCAGCUCGCUCUCCAUGGGGCUGAGGGACUGGCUGAGGACCGCGUGCUGCUGCUGCCCGUGCAAGUGCCUGGAGGAGCCUGCCUCGCCCGAGAAGGAGCCCCUGGUCAGUUCUACCAAUACAUAUUCUUCAUUUGGAGCAACUCUCGAGAGGGAGGAUGAAAAGAAUUUGUGGAGCAUGCCUCACGAUGUGUCCCACACAGAGGCGGAUGAUGACAGAAUCCUGUACAAUUUGAUAGUCGUUCGUAAUCAGCAGGCCAAAGAUUCAGAGGAAUGGCAAAAACUCAACUAUGAUAUCUACACCCUGCGACAGACUCGAAGGAAAGUGAGAAAUAAAUGGAAACGCAUUUUAGAAGAUUUAGGUUUUCAAAAGGAAGCAGACUCUUUGUUGUCAGUGACAAAACUCAGCACCAUCAGUGAUUCUGAAAAUAUGAAGAAAGCGCGAGAGAUACUGUUAAGACUGGCUGAAGAGACCACUAUUUUUCCAGCCGGUUGGCAGCUCUCCGAGAGGUAUCUGUAUGUUGUGGACCGUCUCAUUGCUCUUGAUGCUGCAGAAGAGUUCUUUAAAACUGCCUGUCGAACUUACCCCAAGAAGCCUGAGGUGCCCUCCCUGGCAGAUGACCGGAAAGAACCGCACUACCUUCCACUCCCAAGUCCCUAGAGGCGGGGCUGGGAGGCAGACUCGGAAUUCUUCCACUGGAACUCCAGCGGCCAACCAAAGCUGGACAAAUGAAUGUAGCUAACAGUGAGCAAGUAGAGGGCUAAGUAAUAAAUGAUUCUGAGUCCUACCAAAGUCUAAGGAUUUGAAUAUCUGGUCUUCAUGAGGACUUUAUUUUAUGAGAUGUUCAGAUUGCAUUAAAACACCUUGGCAAUAUUGCAUCAAAGAAUUGGUCAAUGGGCUAUGUCAUGGGUGAUUGGAUUCCAAGAACCCCUUGGCCUCUUGCUGGCUUCUGUGGUACGAUAAGCCUUAAUCAUUAAUCCUCCUGGAAGAAUGGGAUACUCUAGUUAGUAAAACAGCAAGAUUAAUGGAGGGAGUGCUCAUUGAGCCCAAGGUGCUAAGACAGACCAGUUUAAAAAAUAAUUAUUUUAUAUAUAGGCUAAUACCAAAAUAAUACCAGACACUGUGUGACCAUUCUUUAAUUUGGAAGAACCUACGGAACCUUGGAAGGGGUCAGAGGCAUCAUUUUAGGUAUCAGUUGUAAUUUGGAAAUACAGGUGGACCAGAUAAUAGAAAUGUCUAAGAGUGCUGCUCAGACACGAGUUCCAAAUAGAAUGACCCCCAGCAGAACAUCCUACAGCUACAUACAAAAAACUCUGUCUUCAGUUGUGGUACAAGCAUCUUGAAUUCUCAACACUAUUGGCAUGUUACCUCCUUUCUGCAUAUUGUCCACUUCUAAUCCAAAGGCCCUUGGUGUUUUACCCAGGAUAGUAUCUAUAAACAGAAAUGUUUGGCCUCUUCUUCCUUCUCUUCAAUCUGUUUCUGGCUCAUUGGCUGAGAGUUACAUCUGCCCAGGGACCUCGUGCAGUCUUAUAUCUUUGCCGGCCAUGUUGCUUCGAAAAAGGUCGUCGCUGGACUUUCAUUCUGAAGAUGAUUUUCAAAGGGGAGCAAUGCCGCCGAUGCAGCUGGCUUCUAUCUGCAGAUUGAGAAUUCCAGCUUCAAAAGUUACUUGCCCCUUAAGCAAGGAGCUUGCCAAGAAAUCAGGGUUCCUUUUAUUGAAAAGACUUUCAGAACUUGCAGGAUUCAUGAGGAGAUUGUUGAGAACAAUGGCAAUGUUGUCACUUUUACAUAUUUUGCUCUACUGACCGUAGGUUAGAAAGUAAGUUGUUUUUAGUUUGACCUAGGGAAUUGUGACUUGAAAAUAUGCAUAUCCUCCUUAGUUUCUUUGGUAGUGUACGCAAUGUUUAAAUUAUUUGUUAGAGGAGAUAUAUGUUCUCCAUUUGCUAAUGAGUUGCAGACCAAUUUAACUGAUACAGUUCAGGACAUUUUUUCCUAGUUUAAUAAGUAAGCUAAAAGUCUUAUUUUUAAUAUUUAGUGCCUCAUCCCUUUCAUAUUGUUUAAAUUAGCCUACAGAUAGUUUUCCUCAGUUCCAUGGGCUCUUGCAAGGUAAACAUACAAGCAAUGAAAUAUAGACACAAAAUAAAAAAACAAUAAAAUAAAAUU